AUGGCAACAAACUCAGUUUCUACAACGAAUUUAGAAUCAGCAAUAUCAACUGGUUUAUCGAUAACUGAAAAUGAUCUAAAUGAUUUAAUUAAAAUACAAGGAGAUCUUGUAAGAAAGCUCAAAGCCGAAAAAGUUCCAGCGGAACAGAUCAAGGAAGCUGUCGCUAAAUUAGUAAGUUUGAAACAAGAACUUGCUGCUCAUCACCUAGCGGUGAAUGGAGAAGAAAAAACUACGGGUGGUGAUAAACUUCUUAAAUGUCCUCGAGGCACACGUGAUUAUCAUCCUGGCCAAAUGAAAGUUCGUGAGGAAGUAUUUCGAAUAAUUACUGAUAUUUUUAAACAGCAUGGCGCCGAAACAAUUGAUACUCCUGUUAUGGAGCUUACCUCACUUCUAACGGAGAAAUAUGGUGAAGAUUCGAAACUUAUUUAUGAAUUAAAAGAUCAAGGUGGUGCAGAACAAUUAGCAUUACGUUAUGAUUUAACUGUUCCAUUUGCACGUUAUCUUGCCGAAAAUGGAAUUUCUAGCAUGAAACGAUAUCACAUAGGCAAAGUUUAUAGACGUGACAAUCCAAAAAUGACACGAGGUCGUUAUAGAGAAUUUUAUCAAUGCGAUUUUGAUAUAGCUGGUGAUUUUGAUGUCAUGGUAGCUGAUGCAGAAUGUAUUAAAAUUGUUGUCGAAAUUCUUGAUAAACUUGAUUUGGGACAAUAUAAAAUCUUUGUUAAUCAUCGUAAAUUGCUUGAUGCUGUCUUUGCUGUGUGUGGUGUUCCGGAUUCACACUUUCGUCCAAUAAGCUCAGCAGUUGAUAAACUUGAUAAAACACCAUGGCCCGUUGUUCGAGAUGAAAUGAUUAAUGAAAAAGGUUUAGCACCAGAGAUAGCCGAUAAAAUUUGGAGUUAUGUUCAAAUGCAUGGAAAUGCUGAUUUAAUAAAUAAACUUCGAACUGAUGCUCAAUUGAUGUCUCAAAAAAUAGCCACUGGUGCAUUGAAUGACCUUGAAACACUUUUUCGUUAUUUAUCAUUAUAUGAUGUUAUGGAUAAGAUAACAUUCGAUUUAAAAUUAGCUCGUGGUUUAGAUUAUUAUACAGGGGUUAUCUUCGAAGCUGUUCUGACCAACUAUCAGUAUGAUCCACAGUUAGGUGAAGAUCAAGUUGCUGUUGGAAGUGUAGCUGGUGGUGGAAGAUAUGAUGAGCUUGUUCACAAAAUUGAUCCAAGACAACGACGUGUGCCCUGUAUUGGUGCAAGUAUUGGUGUCGAAAGAAUAUUUGCAAUUAAAGAACAUCAAAUGGCCAAAUCAAAAAUUCAAACAAAAACUGUUGAAACCGAAAUUUAUGUUGCAUCAGCUCAAAAGAAUUUAAUUGAAGAACGUAUGAAGCUGUGUGGUUAUUUGUGGGCAAACGGUUUUAAGGUGGAAAUGGCAUUGAAACGUAAUCCAAAAAUACUUGAUCAAUUACAAUAUUGUGAAAAAAAUCAAGUUGAACUUUGUGUUAUUGUUGGUAGUUCUGAAUUAGAAGCUGGUACAGUAAAAAUUCGUGUUGUAAAUACACGAGAAGAAUUUCAAAUUCCACGUGAUCAAUUAACUGAACAACUACGAGUUUAUCUUAACAAAGUUCGACAACAAUUACAAGAAUCCUCUUCAAAAACUAUCAGCAACUAA
This is a messenger RNA of Rotaria socialis, 1653 nucleotides long. NCBI's taxonomy places the organism in Eukaryota, Metazoa, Rotifera, Eurotatoria, Philodinida, Philodinidae. The record is from the annotation of a GenBank genome assembly.